This is a messenger RNA of Suillus subalutaceus, 2308 nucleotides long. RefSeq lists its product as uncharacterized. Bases 270 to 1994 code for a protein of 574 amino acids. The record is from RefSeq and is a predicted model, not a curated record. Lineage: Eukaryota; Fungi; Basidiomycota; Agaricomycetes; Boletales; Suillaceae. The transcript is spliced from 4 exons.
CCCGCAUAGACUUCUCAAGCUUGUCAUGGCCAUUGUCUUCUGCCACAUGCAGGCCGGUCACUGACAAGUGCCGUCCUGUGCAAUCCAUUGAAUCCUGUUCUGAGCGAGCAAGGUAAUUCAAGCCUCGCCCCCCAUUCUCACGCAGAAGCUUGGCCAUGCUCCGUCUAACUACUUAAGUUACGUGACCUAGGGUCAUUACUCUUACUCUUAGCUCGAGUUUUUCUGUUGAGUUUUUUUUCACCCUUCGCUUGCAGUGCAACUUCAUUGCGAUGUUGACCUUCCUCAAGUCCGCUGGUGUUCCUGCAGAGCCAGUCAAGGUCGAGAAGGCGGAUCUUGAAGUUAACCCCACGGCUCCGGUGCCAGACGCAUCUCCCGCCGCAGACAUUGCUUCCAUUCAAUCAGCCAACUCAUCAUCUUCCUUGCAUUCGUCUGUUUCGAAAUCCUCCCACACAGAUGCCUAUGGAGCACCCUCGAAUCCGGCUACUCCUCAAGUAGCCAGCCGGUCGCUCACGCCUGUGCAGCCCACGCAUGUGAACUUGCCACAGUCAUCUGUGCAGUCGCUUUUAGUACCUCCUAGCCCAGGGCGAGGUCCCGCUGCUGAAUCCUUGGGCAAUGCUACCCCAGGCGUGCCGGGUGUGAAUCCUUAUCCCAGUGCUAAGACUGGGAAGGACCCUCAACGUUUCUCAUUCCGUUCAUUUUCCUUCUUGCGCUCCGAGUCAAAACUUACUCAGCCGGAGCGUAAGCAUUCCCGGCACUCCGAACCUAUUCACACACGGCCUCGCGUGCUAUCCAAGGCGCAUGAAAAAGACAAGAAAUCACUUGCUACCAAGGCAUUCACGAUCCGUGCACUCCAGUCCAAGACCUCUGAUAGGCGUACCAUGGACACCGCAGUUAUGGUUCGUUCCGUCAUCGUGGGGGAUCAUGAAAUGGUGGAUGGCAGAGCAAAGAGGUCAAAGCCACUCUCUAAAUCUGACCUAGCGCGUGUCAAAGCGCAGCUUCUCGAGCCAAAAUCUGCCAAAAAGAUUAUUGACCACCUGCACACAAUGUCUGCGUCAUCAACAGAUACGGGAUCUGCUAAUACUGGGCCAAUCCAUGCAGUGUGUCUUGACGCGACCGACAAGGAAGUCCACGAGCAACACUUUGUACAGUUUGGUUCGGUUGCUACUGCAACAACGACUGCAGUAUCUGAUGCGUUGGUCAACCUGCACCUCGUCGACCUUCUCGCUGUCCCAGACAUGGGUUUCGGUGCGCCAGCAUCAUCGCCGGGAUUGCUGGCUGGUGCCGUUCCCAGCGCAGAAACUAUCAUCGAUGGCCUCCAGCAAAUAACCCCGCAGUUACUUGCGCUUGGUUUUGCAACAAGCAAGGCAAUUUUGCCGGAUCACAAAGGCGUUGUCGUGCCUACAGAUCGUCUCUCUGUUUUGACGUACUGGUGGGGUUUUGAAGUCUGCAUGCCGCCUCCCACAAUCGAGCACCUCGGUGCAGUCGCCUCUCCAGGUACUGCCUUGCUCAAUUUGCUGACUGCAUUGUCGCUCGUCAGCCCCGGAGUCCGCGAGGUAUUGCCGUUCGUUCGCUACAUCUCUCAGUUCGUGCAAACCGAGUGGCAUAUGAUCAAGGCAGCCGAUAAGGGCAAAGGAGUUGUCUGCUGUGCUACUUGGAUCAUGCCAGCGGCGAUGGUCCCUCGUUCAUGGGAUUUCCCUGACCCGCCUCCUGCGACCAUUAUAGUUGCCCCAGGGGCAAACCUUGCGCCCACUGCGUCGAGGCCUACAAUUGCUGCUACACCUAAGCCUUCCGUUGAUGUACCGCGCGCCUCGUCUACGUACUCCAGCGAAACUGGCGAGGACGGGGCACGACACGGGAUAUCAAGUGACCCUCCUGUUCUCCCAGAGCUCAAAGUCAGUUCCCCUGCGUCGAACGAAGGUACAAAUUCUAUCGACCUCCCAGUCCACAAGCCUUCUGCGGAUGUCCCCAGGGAUGCCGACUCCAUUGCUCUUUAGUCAUCUUCGCUAUCUUUCUCGUCAUGACCUGUCACGAUUUUCUUAAUCUGCCGUCUUUGAAGUUGGUCCUUUUGCUCGAUGCUUACUUUCCGCCUAGUUUUCUGUUUUCGACCGAUAAUCGUCUGGACUUACUAUACCCUUCCAUACAUCACACACUCGUUAGCUACUACAUCUCUACCAUUCGUUUUCUCAUCGCUCCCCACGGCAGAACUUAUUUUAUCAUCCCCGCAAUUUAUGCAUUAAGUAAUUCCUCAGCUCAGGUUGGGUGCUAUUAUUGGGAUUUUGGGAAGUCGCUUAGAUCGUUCAGGGAAACU